AUGGCGUGUUUCUGCAAGCAUCUUGAUCAACUGAUUGAUAACUUUGACCCUUCCUCCACCGCGCGUCUCGCUUCCAGCCUGAACAAGCAUCUCGAAGCGAUCCGUUCCAUCCUCGCCAAGAAUAAAUCCCUCUCCAAGGAGGUUCGGUACCAGGUUAUUCCAAGCAACCAGCGCACGGCCAAGAUCCUGUCGCUGCAGUCCAUCACUUUUGACAGGGUUAGGAAACUGCACGACACUCUUCAGAAUGACACAAAGGCCUUUUGGGCGUCAAAUGAUGAUUCGUCGCUUCAGGAGCUGAGGAGACGGGUUGCGUGCAUGACGAUAUUCUUGAGAUCAAAGAUUAAUGAUGAUGCUUGGAUCGCUGAGGAUGUUGCUGCUGUUGCCAAGGGGAGGACCUUGUCUGAGUUGAGAUAUGCUGGGAGCAAGUACAUCAAGAUUGCUAGGAAACUUGGAGGAGUUGGUUCAAUUCUUUGGCUUCCUUUGGAGGUACCCGCGUCAACAUAUGAGAGGUACUUGAAUAUGGAUGAUGCCGAAGCAUUCGAACAUCUGAAGAAUAUUGGGUCCGAGGCUCCCGAUUUGACCUUGUUCGUACAGCAUCUAAUCACAGAGCAGCUCAACGACCCCACACUCACUCUAUCCUUUCGCAACCUCCUCUCCGAAUAUGGAGACUGCUUUCUACCAUCCGAACAAGGCCUUCUUCAACUUCACACACUAGGAGGCACUGAAGUUCCGGUCGACCUGUUGCAAAGUGUCAAAACACCAAUGCGACGUUGGACAGAGGAAGGAGAAAUACAGAGUAUAAGUGCACUCGACUUUGGGUUCAGCUCGGACCUGGUCAACGUGCUGUCCAACGAUAGUGUUUUGUUACAAGUUGCACAAAGGCCCGAGGUAACUCAACAAACCUUGGAAGACGGCGCAGUAACCCUGUCACUUCACCCUCAAGCACGAGAAGAGAUUGCAAAUCGUCUAUCACCACAAACACUAGAAGAUUGGGAAACAACAGCUCUUCGACUAUUGUGCUUCGCUUGCCCUCCCUGCUACGAAGGAAAAGUCAACUGGCCACUCCCCACCAAGAAAGCUAUCUGGGCUCUCCUCGAUAAAUUAACCUGCCAAAAAAGAAUUCCAACAUCACUACGAACAUGUGUCAUCGAAGCCCUUCUCUACUUCUGCGAACGCGACCUUUUUAGUAUGCGGCUCGCGGCCAUUCAACGUGCAAAGACCCUCCUACGCAAGAACAUGCCCUUUUACUAUCAAGCGUCCGUCACCCUCUUUGACAGCAUAAUAUCCGGUAAAGACGGCAACUUUGAGAACUCAAACGCGAUAAUCAACGAGUUUCUGUCGUCGGAGCAGUAUGAGGCCAAUACUAGGUCUGAUAACGCUCUCAGAGGAAGAUUGCAUAUUUCAAGCAUCGAAAAUAAGAUUCAUCGGUAUGAGACAGAUGUUGCAACGACGAUUUAUAAUUGGAAGGGCAUCCAUCCGCUUUCCACGUUUGAGAUUGAGGUUACGAGGAGAUUACAGGGAGUUGCAGCCAAGUUCUUCCAUUCAAUUGGAGAUUUCAAGACCACCAGGGCUUCCUUGGAACAGCACUUGUGGUUGAACUCUACCAUGCCCAUACGACACAACACAAAACUGCUCAUCGUCACGAGAUUGGCAGAGAUCCACUGCGAGUUGCACGAGUACGAUAAAGCUCUUCAGAUUAUAAACGUAGAGCUUGAAACCAUGUCUGUCAAAAAGGGCCGGCCUUUUCGACGGUUGUCCAUGGCCAUGGCAGAAGCCUACAUUGGCCUUGGUCAGUUCAACGAUGCUACCUCAGUUCUUGAAGAGCUCAUCACCGUGGAACCGCCAGAGCUGGAUGAUUUAAAUGACCAAGUUCUUAAAAUGAGACGUCUCAUUCUCUCAGCACGUAUUCAGCACGAACGCUGCAACUUUGUCGAUGCUUUGAUGCUCUGGAACCAAACUGGGCAAGUCAUGCAAGAUCUCUCAACUUUUAACUCCAGACAUGGAUGGAUAGCAGCUAUUAUCCAAAUAUCCAUCGCCCAUGCACAAAUAGCCCUGGGCAACAGCGAGGGAGGAAGAGAAGCAUGGGACGCCGCUGUUGAAGUUGCUAUGAGAGAGCGUUUUGAAUUUGUGUUUCCCGUUCUUGCGACGACAUGGUUGCAGAAGAUUGUGGGGGAGAUUUAUCAAGCAAAGGGUUGGCCUUUGAGGAUCAUGAUGCCGGGUGGAAAGUCGGAUCUUACGUGGCUGUGA
Molecule: messenger RNA, 2247 nt
Organism: Fusarium pseudograminearum CS3096
Lineage: Eukaryota; Fungi; Ascomycota; Sordariomycetes; Hypocreales; Nectriaceae
Exons: 4
Coding region: 1-2247 (748 amino acids)
Molecular function (GO): protein binding
Source: RefSeq, a predicted model, not a curated record